Chondrus crispus (carragheen) is the source of this 1576-nucleotide messenger RNA. RefSeq lists its product as hypothetical. Gene Ontology annotation, cellular component: cytosol; cytoplasm. Gene Ontology annotation, biological process: protein ufmylation. The transcript has 5 exons. Bases 63 to 1295 code for a protein of 410 amino acids. Lineage: Eukaryota; Rhodophyta; Florideophyceae; Gigartinales; Gigartinaceae. Gene Ontology annotation, molecular function: UFM1 activating enzyme activity. The record is from RefSeq and is a predicted model, not a curated record.
AUCCUGCUUUCCGUCACCAUCACCAACCCCAUCGACGACGACUGCAACAACCAAAAAGAGCAAUGGACUCAUUUCUCGCUGAUGCAGACGCUCUGCUGACCAAAGCUUCUCUUUCUCCCGAUCAGAAAAUCCGAAUCCGCCAUGCCCUGCACAAUCUCCCUGUCCCCACUCCCGCCCCCAUCCCCACGGCCCGCAACGGCCCCGCCGCCCCGGCAAUGAGCAGCGAAGUCGUCUCCGAUAACCCGUACUCGCGCCUCAUGGCUCUCAAACGCAUGGGCAUCGUGUCCAACUACGAGCGCAUCCGCUCGCUCACGGUCGCCGUCGUGGGCGUAGGCGGCGUGGGCUCAGUCGCCGCCGAGAUGCUCACGCGCUGCGGCAUCGGCAAGCUCAUCCUCUUCGACUACGACAAGGUCGAGCUGGCGAACAUGAACCGCCUCUUCUUCCGCCCGGAGCAAUCCGGCCUGUCCAAAGUGUCCGCCGCCACCCAAACACUGCGCAACAUCAACCCGGACGUCGUCUUCGACGCCCACAACUACGACAUCACGUCCCUCGACAACUUUGACCACUUUCUCAACCUCUUAUCUACGGGCGGUCUCGCAGACUCCCCCGUCGACCUCGUCCUCUCCUGCGUCGACAAUUUCGCCGCCCGCAACACCAUCAACGCCGCGUGCAACGAGCUCUCGCAAACAUGGAUCGAGAGCGGUGUCAGCGAGGACGCCGUCUCGGGUCACAUACAGCUCAUCGUCCCGGGCCGCCUGGCCUGCUUUUCUUGCGCCCCGCCGCUCGUCGUGGCCUCGGACAUCGACGAGAAAACUCUCAAGCGCGAGGGCGUGUGCGCGGCGUCCCUGCCUACCACCAUGGGCAUUGUCGCGGGGAUGCUCAUCCAGGCCACCCUGAAGCGCCUACUCGGCUUCGGGCAUGUGUCCGACUACUUAGGGUACUCGGCGAUGAAGGACUUUUUCCCCACUAUGACGCUCAAACCCAACCCUGCGUGCGACGACUCGUGGUGCGUAAAGCGGCAGGCGGAGGAGAGGGAGCGCAUGGCCAAGGAAGAGGCGCGGAGAAAACUUCACAAAGAAGAGGAGAUGCACCCGGACAACGAGUGGGGCAUCUCCGUCGUUGACGACGCGGCCGGGGACCCGCCAGUAGCUGCAAAGAGUAAGCAAGCGGCGGUAGCAAAGGGUCUGGAGUACGCCUACGAGGAGAGGACGGUAGAGGAGGCAGAUGAGGAUGAGCGUGUCAAGGACACCGGGGCAGAUCUGGAAGACUUGAUGUCGCAGCUGAAGGGGUUAUAAAUGUCUUGGAGAUUUUUGUACAGAUAGGAUGAGAGAGGUGCCGGUCGCAAGCUAGUUUUUAUCAGCAUCUUCCAGGUCGGGAGUUAAGUUGGCUGACGCAGGCGCAGGGCCGUCGAAGAGGGUGUACUCGAUUAACUCACGGAGCUUAGGGGCUUCCAGCGCUCCUUCCAUACGGUAUUGCAGCUUGCCCUCGCGGAUGAAGAAGAGGGUUGGGAGGCUGUUGACAUUUCGGCGCGGACAAAUUGUAGCGAAGAGUUAGCAAACAAAAAAAUUCAAAAAUG